This is a messenger RNA of Emiliania huxleyi CCMP1516, 1218 nucleotides long. RefSeq lists its product as hypothetical. The record is from RefSeq and is a predicted model, not a curated record. Lineage: Eukaryota; Haptophyta; Isochrysidales; Noelaerhabdaceae. Gene Ontology annotation, molecular function: protein kinase activity; ATP binding. Gene Ontology annotation, biological process: protein phosphorylation. Gene Ontology annotation, cellular component: chloroplast. The coding region runs from base 1 to 1101 and encodes 366 amino acids. The transcript is spliced from 6 exons.
AUGCAUCUCCACACCGCCACUAAGCUGCUCUACCUUGCAUUCCUCAGCGGCGGCGACGGGCUGCGCGUGUUCCGCCCGUCUUCAAUCACCAUCCGGCGGCAGGUCGGCCAGCUCGGCUUCGCCACGGAGACUGAGUGGCAGUAUGCGGGCGGCAAGCGGAACCCGCUCGAUCCGAGCCAGCCCUCUCGCACGGUCGAGGCGUCGGGCGCAUCGGUGCGCCUCUUUGAGGCGCGGCUGGCCGACGGCAGCCGCUCGCUCCUCAAGGAAUUUCUCGGCGCGGAGGCCCGCGCGAUCGGAGAGAGAGAGCUGGCCGUGUACCGGCACCUCGAGGAGGAGGCGGGAGGCGCGCCGGACCUCAGCGUGGGGACGCUCUGCGGCCGGCUCUGGCUCAUCUUUCGGUGGGUGCCGCUCCGCACCAUCGGCGGCUUCGCGCGCGUGGAGCAGCCACCGGCGGGAUUGGCGGGGCUUUUCGACUGGGGCGCCGCGCAGGCGCGCCGCGAGUGGGUGCGCACCGCGUCGCGCGAGUCGCUGCGCGCGCUGGCAGCGCUGCACGCGGCGGGCGUCGCGCACCGUUCGCUCGGCUCCUCGUCGCUGCUGGUGUCGACGUACGAGCAGCGCGAGGCGGCGCGGCUGCGCGUGACGCUCGUCGACCUCGGCUUCGCCGCCACGCCCGCACUCCUCUCUGCCGAGGAGAUUGCGGCGGCGAUGCGGCAGGCCGGGUGCGGCCCGACGGGCGUGCUGCCGCUCCUCACCCUGUACGACCUGCACGGGCUCGGCUACGUCCUCCUCGAGCUAGUCCUCUCCGCCCUCGUCCCUCGCCCGGCCGGCGGAGGCGGAGGCGUGCGGCCGCCGCCCGAGCUGCAGCAGCUCAAGCGGCUCGUCGAGGACGUCUUCAGCGACGACGUCGCGCGCGGCUUCCGCGACUACUGCGCCGAGGAGCCGGGGUGGGAGGCGGCGGUGGCGCUGCUCGACGAGGGCGGCGGCGCCGGCUGGGACCUGCUUCAGAGCCUCGUCGAUUGCCACACGCCCGCGGCGGCGGGCAGCGUGAGCGCGCAGUCGCUGCUGGACAGCUCGGUUUGGCUCCGGCCAGGGGGCAGGUAGGGCGGGCGUGCUGGCGGUAUUAUUCCCUACGCGCGUUUCGAAAAGAAAGACAAGGAGAAAUCGUCGCGCAGGAGUCCAGAGAGAUCUCACUGUUUAAAAGUUCAGACUGUCAGUGUC